AGGUGGGGUAGACCACUAGGAUGAGGAGAGGUGGAAGAAAGACAAACACUGCCACUGCCACUGAAAAUGCCAUCAACAAGACAUGUUUUUUAGACAGAUAGGGAACAUUUGGAUCAAUGUACAAAACAGUCUCAUCCCCAAUACUUCCAACAGUUACAUCUGUUGUCCAUGUAAAUGUCUCCCAAAUGAGAUAAGUGACUUUUGCAUAAGACAAAAAAAACAGCGAUGAAAAUGCUUGUAUCAUUGACGAGCUGGGGUCCCAGGAGCGGUAAAAAUGCACAUAAACUCUGCUAAAUAGUCUCCAUAAAACCACAACUGGCUUGAAGUUAUUGGCAUGACAUUGUAUCAAACUA
Molecule: messenger RNA, 353 nt
Organism: Geodia barretti
Lineage: Eukaryota; Metazoa; Porifera; Demospongiae; Tetractinellida; Geodiidae
Source: the annotation of a GenBank genome assembly